Messenger RNA from Drosophila ananassae, 6567 nucleotides. RefSeq names its product probable serine/threonine-protein kinase MARK-C (gene Lk6). The record is from RefSeq and is a predicted model, not a curated record. Gene Ontology annotation, cellular component: cytoplasm; nucleus. Gene Ontology annotation, molecular function: calcium-dependent protein serine/threonine kinase activity; calcium/calmodulin-dependent protein kinase activity; calmodulin binding. The transcript is spliced from 7 exons. Bases 859 to 4398 code for a protein of 1179 amino acids. NCBI's taxonomy places the organism in Eukaryota, Metazoa, Arthropoda, Insecta, Diptera, Drosophilidae. Gene Ontology annotation, biological process: protein autophosphorylation; intracellular signal transduction; peptidyl-serine phosphorylation.
AAGAGCGACCCAUCGACUACGACGAUGUUUGUGGGACCUUCGUCAUUCGUCGGAAUCAUCUUCGAAGCGUUGAAAAUGGAUCGGUAGCUGGGAGAGAAACUUAAAGCGAAAUACGCAAAGAAAACGGCUUUUGUCCGCUAUUUCAGCGAUUUUUUUUGUGUUGUAAUCAGCAGAGGAAAUUUUAACAACGACCAAUCCAAUCCACUAAACUACCAGUCACUUCCUACAGCAAUUUGCAACAGAAAAAUAGAAUUACCCUGCACCAGCACCAGCACUACUACUACCACAACAGCUACAGCUACAGAAACUAAAAAAAAUAAAACUACCACAUAGCCGAGCCCACAAAGGAAAGGUGAAACGCAAAAAGAAAAGAAUAAAACCGAGUCAGGCAAACAACCCAAAUCGGAGGAAUAGGAAUAAAUCCAAAUCCAAAAAUCCAAUUUUCGCUUGCUUCAUUCGCCUGUCCCUACCAUAGUAUGUGAUGAGAGAAAUCGGCAGUAGCAACCAGCAGCGACAUCAACGACGACUCAACCACCAAACUUGACCACCAACGAAAUCCGACCGACGCAGAGCCUAGAAUCGAAUCAAUUUACAUCAAAACUACAGCAGUCGCAGCAGCUUCUUGGCAAUUGGAUUCAAGUAAAAAAAGGAAAAAAAAACAUCCCAUAGGCGGCCACCAUUUUGAAUGAGCUGAAGAAAAAAAAAAAAAGAAGAUAGAGAGAGAGCGAGAGAGGGUGUCUCUCAUUUGUUGCACUACGCAUUGCAGCUGGCCGCGGCGUAGCCGAAAACACAACACUGAACACCGAACCCUUUCCAGUUGCUCUCUCCGUCUAAUCGCGUCCAUAAAACAACAACACCAUGGUCGAGCUGGAGGAGCAGAAGCCCAGCCAAGCUGCCGCGAUUAAUUCAGGCGGCGGCGGCAGCACCACCAACAACAACAACAAUAAUAGCAUCCCCAGAAGUUCUGGCGACAGCGGCAUCGGCAGUGGCAGCGGCAGCGGCGUUUCCUGCAGCAACACGGAUAACAGCUGCAGGCAGAGUCAGUCAGACGGCCAAAAUGAACUGACCCGCUACAGCAGCGAGGAUGUGUCGGGCAACGAGUCCAGCGAAGCGCCCAACAUGACCGAGAUGGAACGGCAGGCGGAACUGAACCGCCACAAGGAGGAGAUGCAGAAGAAACGGCGCAAGAAACGCAUCAGUUCCUCCCUCCAUUCCUCAACCUUCCAGGAGCUUUAUAAGCUGACUGGCGAGAUUCUGGGUGAGGGCGCCUAUGCCUCGGUCCAAACGUGUGUCAACAUCUACACGGACUUGGAGUAUGCCGUGAAAGUGAUCGAUAAAAUACCGGGUCAUGCCCGCGCCCGUGUUUUUCGCGAAGUGGAGACAUUCCAUCAUUGUCAGGGCCAUCCCGGUAUCCUGCAAUUGAUCGAGUUCUUCGAGGACGAUGAGAAGUUCUAUUUGGUGUUCGAGAAGAUCAAUGGUGGGCCAUUGCUGACGCGUAUCCAGGAGCAUAUCUGCUUCUCGGAGCACGAGGCCUCGCAGAUCAUCAAGGAGAUCGCCUCCGGACUGGAUUUCCUGCACAAGAAGGGCAUCGCCCAUCGUGAUCUCAAGCCGGAGAACAUUCUGUGCGUCAAGACGGACUCCCUGUGCCCGAUCAAGAUUUGCGACUUUGACUUGGGCUCUGGAAUCAAGUUCACCACCGACAUCUCCUCGCCGGCAGCCACGCCCCAGCUACUCACUCCAGUCGGCAGCGCCGAGUUUAUGGCACCCGAAGUAGUUGAUCUGUUUGUGGGCGAGGCCCACUACUAUGACAAGCGAUGCGACUUGUGGUCCCUGGGUGUCAUCGCUUACAUUUUGCUUUGUGGCUAUCCGCCGUUUUCCGGCAACUGCGGCGAAGAUUGCGGCUGGAAUCGCGGUGAAAACUGUCGCACGUGCCAGGAGCUGCUCUUCGAGUCCAUUCAAGAAGGACACUUCACUUUCCCCGAGGCCGAGUGGCACGAUGUGAGCGACGAGGCCAAGGAUCUGAUUUGUCGUCUGCUCGUCAAGCAGGCCUCCAGCCGCCUCAGUGCGGAGGCGGUUUUGAACCACAAGUGGAUACGUAUGUGCGAGCACGAGCCGCCGGUGAAGCAAUCCGGACGCCAUAAGGCUCUACAAACCCCGGCCAAUAUCCGACGCAACCACCAGUCGGCAAGGGAGAUAUCGAAGUUCGCCGAAUCGGCAAUGGCCGUUAAGCGCGUGGUAUUGCAGCAUUUCUCGAUGCGCUACGACUACAUGAAGGAGCGCCCGAACAUCUACCAGCCGUCGCAGGCCUACAUAGACGCGUACAGCGAUGAGAACUACAACCCCAAACCGCCGGCCCACUACACCCGGAGUCGCUCCCAGCGCAAUCCUGCCGCCUCGCUGUCCAGCUACGGCGGUCGGAUGUCCUCGAUGCACGGCCAGCAGCGGGCCAACAGUCGUCAGUCCUCCAGGAAUGGAGCUUCGCGCAACGCAUCUGCCAUUUAUCCGAACAGCGGUGGCUUUAAGACUCUGAACGUGCACGAAGAGGACGACGAUGAUGAGGCUCUGGAGGCUUUUGGGCGGAUCGAUGACGAGGACGAUGAGUGGGCCAGGUCCACGAAGCACUAUCAGCAGCAAAGGGAGCUGCAGAAGCAGCGAGAGGCCAUGGAGGAGGAGCGCUACAGGAGGGAGAGCGUUAGCGAGGGCGAAGUCGACGAGAUGGACGAGGAUGGAGAGAGCGAGGACUAUCAGCACUAUAAGCAUUAUUGGCGCGAACUGGACGAGGACGAGGGCGAUGACUAUCUCUAUGAGCAGCAGCAGCGCGUCGACUACAUAGCCGAAGAGGAUGAAGGGGAGAACGAUGAGGAGGAGGAAGAGAUGGAGAUGGAGAAGGGCGACGAUAAGUCGAAGGAACUACAACCGACACCCGACAAUCCAAGGCAGUUGAAAGCCGAGAAAGUCGAGGAAGUAGACAACGGUGAGUAUGGAAAGGAGCAGCUUAUUAUGGAUAAUAUGGGAGAAAAGGAAACAAUCCAGCAAAGUGAAUUUGCUAAACUCACCACAAUGCGCAAAGAUGCGCAGGAGGAGGAGAUCAACAAGGAGGAGGAGGAGGAGACUACACCAGAGAAGGAGAGAUUGAAGAAGGAGGAGCAGGAUAAUGUUGAUGGGGCUAGGAAGCAAGGACCAUCAAGUGAUAUUAGUGCUACUACCAUCACCGAGAAUAACCAGCAGCAGCAGACACCAGUUACUAAAACUACGACACACAUUAACAACUGGCAACCUGGCGAUGCAAAUGAUAAUGAUGAUAAGGAGGAUGAUGAUGUUAAACUAUUGGAUAGUAUUAGUGAUUUAAAUGAAAAGCUACCUGAAAUUUAUGAGACUGCAAAUAUUGUUGUCAACUCAGCGGCAGUGCCAGAAGCAGUAGCAGUAGCAGAUACAGAUGCAACAGCUACUGAUGCACCACGCCCACCAACCGAUACACUAGAAGAUGAUUCGAAUGGGAUCAGACCGACUGCGGCUGAGGGUACAACAAUGCGAAUGACUUUUGGCAAGACGGCGGCAGUGGCGACUACACCAGCAGAUACUACCAUCCAAGCAAAGCCCGCCCGUAAUGUUUACUUUGCUCUCGAUGCAUAUCAGAACGACGAGGAUGCCGAUAUCGAUGAAGACGACGACUACGACGAGGAGGUGGAGCAACGCAAGCAGCCGGGGCCAUCGAUCGCCAAUGCCUAUACCCGCAAGCAGCGUCAGCAGCACCACCAGCGGUAUAUAGUACCGGCUCAGGGACCCCGGCAGCAGAAUCAACAGCAACCGGAGAACUGGCGCUACCGCACCCACCACUCCCAGGAGCAGCAACCAGCGGCUGGGUAUCGCAAGUACCGACCACCCUUCAGCACUGGAGGCGGUGGCGGCCACUACGGCAACCAACAACGCAAUUAUCUGGGCAGCUUCUCGCACAGCGGCGGUGCCGCUGGUUACAAGGUGGCACCCCCGCCAUUGAUGCAGCCGCCGGUGCAACCAGCACCUCAACGGCAUAACAGCGCUGGAAGCAGUAGUGGUAGUGGCAGCGGCAGCGGUGGAUCUCCACCAUCCGACGAGCAGUCAACGGUCCGCAACUGGCGUCAGGAUUGCGUCUACGCCAGGAGCUAUGGAGUCAACCAGUCGUCGCAGCAGCAAGCGUCUCAGCCUCGCUUGGCGGUCCAGCGGGCCCAGCAGCAGCCGAGGAUCGGUAGCGGUCGGUUCGCCCAUCUGCAGGCCCCGCAGCUAAUUGAAGAGCUGCCGGACAUGCGGAUCGGCCUGUCCCCGCCCACCGAGAGCGUGCUGCUCCAACGACGUCUUCGUCAGCAGCAGAGGGGCAACGACCUGUCCGAGUACUGUGAGCCGGCCACCGCCAGUGGUUAGUGGUCGGUCAGUCGGUCGGUAAUUUGUCCAUCUUUUUGGGAGAGAAACUCUGUUUUUCACGCACAUUCUUCGAAACGACUUUCCAGUUCUAAGAUUCUUUUUUUUGGGUCCGACACUUCAGCCCACAAACAUUUCAUUUCAAAAUACGAACGAAAAACAAUUACACAACAAUUCUAUUAAUUCCGCAAUUGCAAAACAGAGUUAACAAAAAACAAACAAAAAAAAAACACAAAAAGUUUAUACAAGAAAAGGAUAUUUUUUAAAAAAUGUAAUUUGUGAGGAGGGAAAAAAAGCUGGCAGAUAGAUACACAGAGAGAAAGCGAGUGGCAGUUGUCUACGCUGUUUUGAAGAAAGCCAAACAGUCGUUCGAGAUAUAAAACAAAAAAAAAAAAAGAAAACAAAAAAAAAAACAAAUACCUUUUUUUAUAAAAAAGAUUCAAAAAUUGUAAUUUAUAUUGCACUAUAAUUUUUUAUUAUGAAAAAUAAAAACGAAUACGAAAAGUGUUUGGUCAAGAGAUGCAUUAAACCAAUAUUGAUUCAUUUCGUGUUGGUCCUAAUUAAAAUCCUAAGUACUUUUCCAAAAAAAAAAAAUAAAAAAUAAUAAUGUUGAUUCGAAAUCAUUGGCUCUUUCGGAGGCCGCGUAUCCAAAAACCAAAAUGUACAAGGAAAAUUGUUAAAAUUUGUAUAGUAUGUUUUUAUUUCUCAUAACUAAAUCGUUAUAAGAAACCUGCGAAAACCAGUUCAGUUGAUAAUUAAGUUUUUAAAUUGUCCAAAUUUCGAGUGGCUCGCAAAUAAGUUUGUCCCCAAAAAAAAAAAACAAAAAAAAACACUUCACACACAGAGCUCAUUCUAAGACUAUUUCUAAGAAAUUUGAAUAUGAACACGAUAUCUGGUUGUGCAAAUUUAAAUUUCUUAAAACUAGCCUUACGGAAGACUAUCCGAAGCUAUUGAAGAUAUAUUUUUUAAGCCCCCCCUACAUUUAAUCACACAUUUUCCACACUACACUGGGCGAAGCGAAAUAAACUUGACAUUGUUGUUGGUUGCUCAACUACAGUAGCUGGGCGUAAAUGAAUGGAAGACACGAAAGAAUGAAACCAACCCAAUUUUGUUAAAUACAUAUACCUAUAAUAUUUAAAAAAUUGUGAUAUAAAAUGUAAAUGUAACUGCACCUGAAGAAAAAAAUCUAUCUAUCAAAUGACGCUGUGCCAUCUCAACAACACCAACAACAACAACAACAACAACAACCAACUACCAACCACUUGAAACUAAUUGUUAAGGCCCGCCAGAGGAGGAAAAUUUCCGCAGUCUUUGUUUACGUCCCACACGAUACCACGAUGUCAAAGCUCAUUCACACCCAAAUAUACUUAUAUUUUCCAACCAAAACGAAACUAAUACUAAAAACUUCCAUUAAAAAAACACUAAAAAAUAAUGAAAAUAAAAACCGAAGAAAUGCAAUAAUAAAAAAAGGAUUUGUUCAAAAUUUUCGCACUAAACGAUGCAAAAAAAAAAAAAAAAAUAUUUUGCCAACAGCAUCGGUUUGUGUUUGAGGAAAGUUUUGAACAUUUUAUAAAAAAAAAAAAGAAACAAUAAUUAUGACAGCGUCCAAAUAAUUUUAAACUAUUCAUGCAAUUCCUACAGAAGCAAUCAAAUUUGCAUUGAAACUGACAAAAAAAAUAUUGAAAUAUUGAAAUGAAAACUAUCGCUUUCGUUUUUAUUUGUAAAACUGUGAGGAAUGUUUCGCAACGAAACAAAAAAAAAAGUAACUAAGAAAUAAAUUGAUAAGCAGCGCUGCGAAAAAAAUAAAGAAAAUAAAAACUACACUCAAAUAGAAAGAAACCUUGGUUUAGAAAACGUCCGAUAAAAGCCAAUGGGUAAACUUAAGUCGUUAACAUUGUGGACAGCGCUGCUAUCGGGAGUCGCUAUCGGGAAAUGGAACAUCAUCGAUUAAUCGAGGGGUAUCGAUACAAACAAUUGAUAAAACAGAUAACAAAUCGAUAACAUCAACUAAGUGUUUGUAUGAAAAGAAUUUGUUUUAAAAUUAUUGCUAUAAAAAAAGUAAAGAAAAACAAGCCAAGAGAAAAAACAAUUCAAGAAAACCCGCAAUAAAAGAGUAGAUAUUGUUUUAUACAUACAAACUCAAUAAAAAUGCAAAAUACAUAAAAUGUUAAA